AGAAUGCGGCUCGCGGAUUGGUUUAGGUGGUGAAGGGCCAUGGGCGGGGAUUUUGUCGCUUAUGGAAACCGAGUAUAAACAGUUCCAGCGUUACUGAGGAGUAAAAGAUGGAGAUGCUGCCGGAGGUCGAGCCUGAGCUGGAAGAAGCUGAGCUCCAGGAGGAGGAGGCAGAGCAGGAGGAGGAGGAGGGAGGAGAGGAUGGAGGUCUGAGCGAGUUACGGGAACUGGAGGAGACGCUGGCCAAAGUGCAGAUAGCCCCCUCAGCAGCCCAACUAUUGGAUCCGAAGGCUGAAGCGGACAGUUCAAAAUUGCCUGUCUCAUACAGGGAGAAUUCAGCUAAGGAGAAACUGCUGCAGACGAUGGCAGAUAACUUCAACUGCCAGUACUCUUAUCUCUACCCUGACCGCACACCACUGCUCCUCUGUCCUCUCAACGAGUGCGGAGUGCAGAAGUUUGUGAGCACCACACUUCGACCCACACUUUUACCCUACCCUGAGAUCUAUCACUGGCAGGGCUGUGCCAGUUUCAUCUCAGACUUCCUGUCCCUGCAACCACUGGAUCCUCCAGUUGACCUACCAAAAAAGCUGUGCUCUCCUACAUGGACCCUGCGGACUCAGAAAGGAACGUGCUUUGAGUUUUCCACCCUGCUGUGCAGUCUCCUGCUGGGUGCAGGCUACAACGCUUACUGUGUCAGCGGCUACGCUGUGAAGGAAAUGUGUCUUCUCAAUCAGAACCGCCAGGAAUGCCCAUUACUCAAACCCCAAGUCAAGAAGGCCGUAGUUCAACAAAAGGAGGAAAAGACGAAGUACACAGUGAAGCCCCCGCAUGACCUGUACAGCAGGUUUGAGAAGCGCCAGGAGCAGAAGAGACAGGAGGAAGCUCGUGUUGCUCUACUCAGCCAACAGCAGGAGGCCCAGAGACUGCAGGAGGAGCGUGAGCGCCCCCCUCCAGAUCCUCUCCUGGGAUUGCGGGUUCACUGCUGGGUGCUGGUUCUGUCUGGGAACAGAGAGGUUCCAGAGAAUUUCUUUAUUGAUCCGCUGGCAGGACAAAGUUACCCCACCACCAGUGAGAAGUUCCUGGGUAUCGAGAGCAUCUGGAACCAUCAGAAUUACUGGGUCAACAUGCAGGACUGCCGCUUCGGCUGCACGGAGAUGACUUUUGACCUGGGCAAUCCUGUAAAGUGGGAAUAUUUGUUGCGUGGCUCCACCAGCCACAACAUUCUUCUCAAUUCUGACACGAAGACCCAGAAUGAUCAGGAGGAUGAGGAGGAGGAGGAUGAGGAAACUGAAGAAGUGUUUGAGAUGCCUCCAUCUUGGGUAUCAAGGAUUCACAUCUCUCAAGAAGAUAUGGAAAGUCGUUAUCCUGGUGGCACAAAGCUUAUCCAGUACAGACAGGCGACGGUGGAGAAAUUUGCUCCUUAUCUUAUGAAGGAUGGACUGAUCACAAGGCUCACCACUUACAAUGACCUGGAUUGCACUCACCCUAACACAGUAACGGAGUGGUAUAAGGAUCGGCACGACCAUCUGGACGAGAGGGAACUGGAGAAGGCCACCGGUUUAACCACUGAACAUUUCAGACCAGGGAGGAGCUACGCCCUUAAAUGUCACAGAUACGUCACUCUGAUUCCUGAGACGGAGCGUCAGAUGGACUUCUACAGCCGCUUUCGGGUCGAUGACCUGGCCAGCAGAGUCGAGACACUUUCUGAAAUGACAGAAACCUUCGAAAACCGACCUGACUUCCUCUAUCACCGACAAGUUGUUUACGACAAGCAGGUCCUACCUUUCGAGCCGGCAGAAAAUGCCAAACAAGUCCGACGACCCAUCAAGAAGGUGGUAGAAAAGUUUCACAGAGACCAUUCUAAAGCAGCCAGUGAAGACGUGGCUAAAAGAGUCUUCCUGCUGAAGGAGGAUCAAAUCCAGGUGACGUAUCAUCUGGAGGAGGACAGGAGCAUCCCUGCCUGGCGGAACUUCAUCAAACCUCGUGACUGGCAGAACACAUUCACUCCACAGCUGGCCUCCUCCUUUCAGGUAGACCCCCGUGAUGAACCCGACAAGGAGCUGUUUCUAUACGAGGCUCUCAUGGCUCUUAUGGCUGAGGAGAAGAACGUCCUCACCGGGAUCCAAGACUCAGAGGAGGAGGUGAGGGCCAUCCUUGAUGCCAGGCAGCAGGAGGAGAGCGGCAUCACGCUUCAGAUUUCCAUCUAUGACACCGCCAGAAAUGAGAAGGCUCGAAUGUACAUAGAAGAGCUGAAGCGUCUGGCUGAAGAGGAGCUUCUGAACAAGGAAGAGAAGGAGUUGGACAUCCUGGCUCCAUUUUUAGCCAAGCUGGGAAAUCCAGCGAGCCUGACCCGGGAGCAGGUGCAGCAGCUCGUGGCUGACUGUCUGGCUGAAAUGAAGCAGCGCCUCGUAGACCGAGCCAACCUCAUCCAGGCCCGAUUCGAAAAGGAGACACAGGAGCUGCAGCAGAAGCAGCAGUGGUACCAGAAGAACCAGCUCACCAUGACCAAAGAGGACGAGGACGCAUAUCUGGCCUACUGCUCCGACGCCAUGUUUAGAAUUCACGUAGUGAAGCUGCGUCUCAAUCGGCACAAAGACAAAGCUCCACAGAUGUAUCUCGCACUGAGGGACAAACUGAGACGAGACCCGAGGCUGAUCCAGCACCUGUGGUGAUCUAAAUCCCUUGUUUGCAGAUUUUUUAUAACCUUUAAAUAAAGGCAUUUGCAUUGA
Messenger RNA from Astyanax mexicanus (Mexican tetra), 2726 nucleotides. It is a transcript of the gene drc7, whose product is annotated as coiled-coil domain containing 135. The transcript has 18 exons. Bases 108 to 2669 code for a protein of 853 amino acids. Gene Ontology annotation, biological process: flagellated sperm motility. NCBI's taxonomy places the organism in Eukaryota, Metazoa, Chordata, Actinopteri, Characiformes, Acestrorhamphidae. The record is from RefSeq and is a predicted model, not a curated record. Gene Ontology annotation, cellular component: motile cilium.